Molecule: messenger RNA, 283 nt
Organism: Racocetra persica
Lineage: Eukaryota; Fungi; Glomeromycota; Glomeromycetes; Diversisporales; Gigasporaceae
Source: the annotation of a GenBank genome assembly
AUGGGUAUUUCUGGCCUUCUUGGGCUAGACACUGGUAUUGUUAAUUCGAUUAGUUCUUCUGUGGCUGGUGUUGUUGUGGGUGUUGUGGUUGGUGAGAUUGCUGCUUUGGAGAUUGCUAGGGUUGCUACUCUGGAGGUUGCUGGGGUUGCUGCUCUGGAGGUUGCUGAGGUUGCUAUACUAGAGGUUGCUGGAGUUGCUGCUUUGGAGGUUGCUAAUUUGGAAGUUGCUGGGGUUGCUACGGUAGUAGUUUUGGGCCUCUUCAAUGCAUCUUGUAGACUUGGAA